ACUUAUUUUCCCCAAUUUUACUUUCCCUCUAUUAAAAAAAAAAAACUUCCGCUCCCCAAAACCCUUCUUCUUCACGUUCGUUCUUCGUUGUCUGGUUCCGUUUUUCAGCGUCUGGUUCCUUGCUUCAGUGGCUAGGCUGAAAUUCAUCAUCUCCUCUCAAUGACAAUGGUUGUGUUUCGAAAUUGAAUUCCUCCAUAGUUUCAGCAAAGAUCUCAAAAGAACUCCAUCAAAGCCAGCAACUUGGGUGCCAAUAACUGAACAGAAUCUCAAACUGGUAGACCAUAUAGUAGGUUAGAAAUGUACACUAUUGCCCACAAGAAGAAAGAUGGAUCAUUUGUGAACGAAGAGGCUAGACAACAGAUUGAACAACUUGAAAUGGAAGUUGAUAACAAUGCUUCUGAAGAAGAUGCAUUCAGAACUGUAAUUGGGAAAGAACAUCAUGGAUAUGUACGAGGCAUGGGUUUCGGUGUUUGCCCCUCUAAAGUCUUCAAAGGUUUUGGGAGCACAUCAACCAAUGGUUCUUCUGCACAAGUUAACAAGCUUCAAUCAGAAUUGGAAACAGAGCGUGCCAGAGUUGAUGCUUUGGUACAAGAAGUUGAAAGAUUUAAAGGCUUAGAAGAAAAGCUUGCAUUUGUUAUGCAACAAUUGACUGGCCAAGGAUUUAAUAGGGUUACUGAUUUAGGCUCUCCAAACGAACCAAGGCCAUCAUCAUCCGCUAGUCAUAAUCCCGGAAACAAUGGACCGUCUUCUUAGCUUCAUGUAGGAUUGGGGGAAUGAUUUAAGACUGAGCUUUUUUUGGAUUAUUCUACUGAACUUGUCACUUUAGUAGUUGGAUCUAGUGUUUCUUAUGCUGAUGUUAAUGUUGGACCAUUUACAUGUUUGUACUGAAUUUAACACUUUAGUAGUUGGAUUUAUGUUGAAUGCAAAUGAAUGAACUUAUUUUUACCUA
Molecule: messenger RNA, 949 nt
Organism: Lotus japonicus
Lineage: Eukaryota; Viridiplantae; Streptophyta; Magnoliopsida; Fabales; Fabaceae
Exons: 7
Coding region: 298-753 (151 amino acids)
Source: RefSeq, a predicted model, not a curated record